Molecule: messenger RNA, 1297 nt
Organism: Octodon degus (degu)
Lineage: Eukaryota; Metazoa; Chordata; Mammalia; Rodentia; Octodontidae
Gene: Hypk
Product: huntingtin interacting protein K
Exons: 4
Coding region: 863-1228 (121 amino acids)
Biological process (GO): protein stabilization; negative regulation of apoptotic process
Source: RefSeq, a predicted model, not a curated record
GGGAAAAUCAAGUACAGGUGGAGAUUUGCUGAGGAAAGGUAAACGUUGAUGUAGUUUGUGUGAGGUUAAUUUAGGAGGCUGAAUUCCAGAGUUUUUCUUAAUUUACUCAAGGAUGCUCAGAAUGCCUUGUUCAGAGCUAAGGGCUUAAGUGCAGGGUUGACCUACCUAAACAUCCGGGAGAUGUAAAUAUUCAUUGAGGCCAAGAACCUGAAGGGCAGUGAGGAGGCCUGUUUUCAUUGUCCCUGCAUGUUUUCCUUCUCAACUUCAGCCACUUUUGUUUCCCACUUUCGAAACAGCUUUUACUUUAGGAAGCUUUCAGACCUGUUCGCCAAAUUCUCUCACUGCGCCAGGCUUCCCGACUGCGGUGCCAGCCCCAGUCCUGCACUCGCAGCUGUCCCCAUCAGACCUGGGCUGCCAGCUGAGAAGCAGACAAGAACAGCGCCUGCUGCUGCCCACCCACUGUCCCCUUGGCCCAGAAGUGGAGGCCACGCGAAGUGCUGAGCCACUGGUGGCUUCUGUGAAGUGCGGUUUGCCCAGCUGCCCUGGAGAUUAGCGCUUUAAUGGGUUUAGGAUUAGGCAGCACCCAUCCUGGUUAGACAAAUUCCUUGGUGUGUGUCUCGUGGAAAUGUCGUUAGGUGGAAAACCAAAGGGGAGGCCCUGGUGGUCUGGAGCGGGGACACUUUCGGGCUAGAAUGCUUUACAGAAAACACUACAAAUCCUGAACCAAGUUCAAGCGACCCCAUAAUCGCUGAAGCUUCUAGAAUCCGGCCCUUGGGUAGACCGGCCGAAUACUGGCCCCGCCCCUCCAUGGGCGGAAGUGCGGCCCCGGAAGUUGCCUAGCACCGCGGCCUGUGAGAUAGACAUGGCUACCGAGGGGGACGUGGAGCUGGAGUUGGAAACCGAGACUAGCUGCCCGGAGCGGCCCCCAGAGAAACCGCGAAAGCACGACAGCGGGGCGGCGGACCUAGAGCGGGUCACCGACUAUGCGGAGGAGAAGGAGAUCCAGAGCUCCAAUUUGGAGACGGCUAUGUCUGUCAUCGGAGACAGGCGGUCCCGGGAGCAGAAGGCCCGACAGGAGCGGGAGAAAGAACUGGCGAAGGUCACUAUCAAGAAGGAAGAUCUAGAGUUGAUAAUGACAGAGAUGGAGAUCUCACGAGCAGCUGCGGAAAGGAGCUUACGGGAGCACAUGGGCAACGUGGUGGAGGCUCUCAUUGCCUUAACCAACUGACUGCUGCCUUCUCAGAUAUGUUGCCUGUGCUAACUUAUUGCAAUAAAGAUUUUUUCUUUUACAGUUUUA